GGUUGGACUCCGCCCAACUACUUUGCAGAGCUGGCAUGGCAGUGUGAGAGAACAGAGAAGAAGCUCAGAUUAUUGUUGAUAGACAGUGAAAAAAUGGCCCCUAAAGGUUCAAAGAGUGAAAAGGAAAAGGAAAUCAACAAGCAGUUUAUCCUUGCUCACUUGGAUGAGAAGGAGAUUGACUUGAGCAUGUGCAAUCUCUCCCAGGUCCCUGUCAAUGAGCUGGCAAUGGUUACUCGAGGCUCUCGAUUAGAUCUUUCUAGGAAUCUCUUCACCACUUUGCCGGAUAGUUUUGGUACCCUGAGACAUCUGAUUGAGCUAGACCUGAGCUCAAACCAGCUGAAACUGCUCCCAGACACAAUAUCACACCUUGUUGUACUCCAGAAACUUGAUCUCUAUAGCAACAAACUGUCCACUCUCCCACUGACCUUCUGGAAAUUAAAAAAACUCAAAUGGUUGGACCUGAGGAGCAAUUGCUUGGAGGGUGGAUUGUCUGAGGUGGCUGGCCCCUGUGUGUCUCAGGCAGAGUGUAAGCAGUGUGCUAGCAAGGUUCUCGUUUUUGUGAAACAGAGGUCAGCUGAACAUGAGAGGAAAAGACAGCUGGAGCUUCUUCAGAAAAGAGAGGAAGAGCAAAUGGCUGCUGAAAAGGAGAAAAUGAGGCAAGAAGAGGCACGAAAGGCUAAGGCUGAGCUGCGCCAGAGAAGGAGGGAAGAGUAUGCCAAAUCGAAGCAGGAGAGGGCCAGACAGGAAGUGCAAAAUGAUCAAGAGGAGGCUGCGCUUGUAAAGAAUGAGGCAAACGUAGGGAAGCAAGUCAAAUUCAAUAAUUCAGAAACAAGGCAUUGUUCAUAUGUUCGUCUGAUGUUGGUUGGUGUUGUACUAUUCUUGCUCCUGCUGUUAGUGGGCUCUUACGUAUAUUGUGACCACUUGAAGAGCCCCACCCAAGUGUGCUCUUAUUGGAGAGAAAACAUUAGCGGAGCGAGCCUCAAAAAUAAGUGGACUGAACAGUUAAUGCAAUUCAUUGGCCUCUCUUGAAUUAUAUAAUUAUACAUGCAAAAUCAGUCAUUUUUUGUUUUUUUUAUAAGAAGUGAAGAUUGAGUUAAGAAUAUGCACAUCUCA
Messenger RNA from Halichondria panicea, 1113 nucleotides. Its product is annotated as leucine-rich repeat-containing protein 59-like. Bases 94 to 1029 code for a protein of 311 amino acids. NCBI's taxonomy places the organism in Eukaryota, Metazoa, Porifera, Demospongiae, Suberitida, Halichondriidae. Gene Ontology annotation, molecular function: protein binding. The transcript is spliced from 7 exons. The record is from RefSeq and is a predicted model, not a curated record.